Messenger RNA from Andrographis paniculata, 3260 nucleotides. RefSeq names its product histone-lysine N-methyltransferase CLF-like. Lineage: Eukaryota; Viridiplantae; Streptophyta; Magnoliopsida; Lamiales; Acanthaceae. Bases 409 to 3099 code for a protein of 896 amino acids. The record is from RefSeq and is a predicted model, not a curated record. Gene Ontology annotation, cellular component: PcG protein complex. The transcript has 18 exons. Gene Ontology annotation, molecular function: histone methyltransferase activity; protein binding. Gene Ontology annotation, biological process: chromatin remodeling.
CGUAAUCUGUAGUAACGUCCGAGAAUCGAUUGCAAGUUCUUCUGACUCUUCGUCAGUACAUAUAAAACGGAGGGAGGAAGGGAGCGAUUGCAAAGUGCUGAAAAGCGUCCCUGACUUGGCCGGUCCCUCCAUACCCGCGCGCCACAUCCUCAAUCCAUUCUUAGGGUUUUCAAAUUCCAACCGCCAAACAAAACAAUCACUCCUUGUACCCUUUGCAUGACUCGGAUCUGUAAUCGUAGCUCCAUUGCCCGAUUCAGCGCUGCCACGCUCCACCACCGGCAAUGUCGCCGCCAAAAGCGUCCACCUCCGCCUCCGGAUCCAACCCUACGACACGUGGCUUUUCGAAGACUCCACACCGUUUGUUUAGGAGAUAGGUUGGCUUAAACUGUAUACAAGGCAUAGUUGUGAAUGGCUCGAGGGGUAGGCUGGGGCAGCCUCAGCACCACUUACAGAGGCACAGAGGUUGCUUUGAACCAUGGGGAUGGUCCUUCGGUGGAGGAAGCUUCCGCCCUGGUUAAAUCUUUGAAGAAGCAAGUUAAAUCUGAUCGCAUGAACCAUAUAAGUAGACGGAUGAAAGAAAAUUCUGAGAAAGUACUUGAUGUUACAAGAAAUUUUUAUAAGCUAUCAAUGGAGAGAAAAAAUCUUAAAAUUAAUUGUGAUGAUGGAACCAUGGAUUUACUUGCAAAGAGACAAAAUGAUGCAUUUGAUUUGCAUGAUGAUCUUGAGACAAGCAAUGGUGAUGAUGAAAGCAGUAGCUCGGAUGAAGAUGGACACCCCGCUUCAGCAGUACUUUUGGGAUUGACUCUUACGGUCAAGAAUGCUGUCUGUCCGAUUAUGCUGCCAGAGGUUAAAAGGUUGCCACCAUACACUACAUGGAUCUUUUUGGAUAGAAACCAGAGAAUGACAGAGGAUCAGUCAGUGCUUGGCAGAAGGCAAAUUUAUUAUGACCAGGAUGGGGGUGAAACUCUAAUUUCCAGCGAUAGUGAGGACGAGACAGGUGAAGAAGAAGAAGAGAAGAAAGAAUUUGCAGAAACGGAAGAUUAUAUUCUGCGGACAACCAUAAAAGCAAUGGGUCUCUAUGAUCUGACACUGGGUUUGUUGAGCAAGUGCUUCUCUAGAUCCCCUUCUGAAAUCAGGGCAAGAUAUGAAGAUCUGAUCAAGAAAGACAAUGCUAUUUGUCACAUGGACACUGGAAAUGCAGAAGGAUCCGAGAAUCCUUAUCUUGAUAAAGAUCUUGAUGCUGCUCUGGACUCAUUUGACAAUCUCUUCUGUCGCCGUUGUCUAGUUUUUGACUGUAGACUACAUGGGUGUUCCCAGGACCUUAUCUUCCCUGCUGAAAAACAGUUGGAAUGGUCCAGUCCAGAUGCGGAGAAGGAGCCAUGCGGCCCAAAUUGUCAUCGAAUGCUUCAGGUCCUUGAGUCAGGUGGCAAUGCUACCAUGACCUCCCAACAGACAAAUCUAGAAGAAAAAGCUGCACCUGGUCAAAUGCAAAGGCGGGAGCUAGUAGGUGUAUCUUUCAGGCAUAAUCCAAGUGAAAUUGCUUCUUCCUCAGAGAUCAGACUGAUUGAUGAUGUCACUUCAUCGGAGAAAAAUACAUCUGUUGGGAAAAGCGGUGGUGAGAAAAGGAGUAGCAAGAGAGUAGCUGAGAAUGUUUUGGCUGGAAAGAAUAAGAUGCAGAAAAAAAGUACAAUGUCGGAUUCUGAUUCUGUUGCCGGUAGCGGUCUCAGUUCUAAAGAUAUGUACACUCAGGGUAGUUCACUUCUGCAAAAUGUUGAUAUGAGUUCUCAGAAUGCUACUUCUAAAGGUUCUACAAAAUCCCAAGGGAAGGAGGCUCCUCUUCUGGAUUCUGAUAAAUCUUUGCAGGUGGAGAGUGCCAGUGUGGCGCUAAAUGAGACUGCAAUGAACCAACCACUUGCCAGCAGCAAUGACACCUUAAAGAAAGACGAGGUUGCCGAUGAAACUUUGGUGAAACAGGAAGUGGUUGACAACACGAGUUGGAAACCACUUGAAAAAGCACUGUACGAGAAGGGCAUUCAGAUUUUUGGUCGCAAUAGCUGUUUGAUUGCAAGGAAUCUUCUGAGUGGGUUGAAAAGCUGUUCUGAAGUGUUCAAAUACAUGCAUCAAUCUGAGAAGAUGUCUCUAGAUGGUGAUGGAAUGACACUUUCUAAUGACUGUUCCAAGGCUGAUGGUAAUGAAAUUGUGGCUGGUGGUCCAAGAAGAAGAUCCAAAUUUCUACGGCGGCGAAAGGGAAGAGCUCGCCGCCUGAAGUACACAUGGAAAUCUGCAGGAUACCAGUCGUAUAGGAAGCGAAUUUCUGAAAAGAGGGACCAGCCUUAUCCGCACUACACUCCGUGUAGAUGCCAAUCGGCUUGUGGUAAAACAUGCCCAUGUCAUGUUAAUCGUACCUGCUGCGAAAAAUACUGUGGUUGUUCAAAAAAUUGCAAGAAUCGAUUCAGAGGCUGCCAUUGUGCCAAGAGUCAAUGUAGGAGUCGUCAAUGCCCAUGCUUUGCAGCUAAUAGGGAGUGUGAUCCAGAUAUCUGCCGCAAUUGCUGGUUAAGCUGUGGCGAUGGCAGCCUUGGGGUGCCUUCUCAAAGAGGGGAUAACUAUGAAUGCCGGAAUAUGAAGCUUCUGCUAAAACAACAACAAAGGAUUUUGCUGGGAAGAUCUGAUAUUUCGGGUUGGGGGGCUUUUCUGAAGAAUAGCGUCAGCAAGCACGAAUUCCUUGGAGAGUACACCGGAGAGGUAGUUUCACACCAUGAAGCUGACAAACGUGGAAAGAUCUAUGAUCGCAUAAAUUGUUCGUAUCUUUUCAACCUCAACAAUCAGUUUGUGCUCGAUGCUCAUCGAAGGGGCGACAAACUGAAGUUCGCCAACCAUUCUCUAGAGCCAAACUGCUAUGCUAGGGUGUUCAUGGUGGCUGGAGACCACAGGGUCGCGAUAUUCGCCAAGGACCGAAUUGCUGCAGGGGAAGAACUGUUUUACGAUUAUCGCUAUGAACCGGACAGAUGUCCAGACUGGGCUAGAAAACUGGAAGCAUCCGGCAGCUCCAAGAAAGACACCAGCGCCCCUUCAAGAGGUCGUGCUAAGAAACACAUUUAACCGGACAACUGAAGUUCGAUUAUGUCUUCCUUUCCUGACAGAAAGAAACAUCGCCCCAGAGCAAACUUAUACUCCUUUAGUCGAGUGACUUGAACUACCGUUUUUCUCUCUUUGACUUCGAACAAUUUCUAAGAAAUGCAUUCAUUCAAUUUGAGUCCCAA